Messenger RNA from Coregonus sp. 'balchen', 8989 nucleotides. The record is from the annotation of a GenBank genome assembly. NCBI's taxonomy places the organism in Eukaryota, Metazoa, Chordata, Actinopteri, Salmoniformes, Salmonidae.
AUGUCCUUCAAGAAGAAGUACCCUUGGAUCCAGCUGGCGGGUCAUGCAGGUAGGCCUUGAUAACGCUGCUUCUGGAAUGUGGGGAUUCUGGGAUAAGGCUAUGGAAAUGUGUGUUCUGUGUUCCGCUCUCCUUCUCCCAGCUGGAUUGGAUACGCUACAGUGGCCAAUGUGUUUGGAAUUCAAAUAUAGUCUCAUGCUAAGCAUCGGGAUAUACUUCAUAUAUUCAAAGGCACAGUACUACAAUUAUGGCAUAGCUAAGAGUUUCAUCCUAUUUGUAUAUACUGUAGCUAGGAUACCUGUAAUUGAAUAUUCCACUCAGAAUCAGAUAAGACAUUUUCUUUAGCACCAGGACCAAACAAAGUAAACCUACUGUGGCCUACAAAGUAAACCAGGCCUGCAACCUCUACUGUAGUUUGUCUAAAUGUUUUUAUUGCAUAUGAUGGUUCCUCUCAGGCAGUUUCAAGGCGGGGGCUAACGGGCGGAUCCUGAAGAAGCACUGUGACUGUGAGCAGCGCUGCCUGGACUGGCUGAUGAAUGACGUGCUGCGGCCCUACGUACCGGCCUACCACGGAGACGUUGAGAAAGACGGGGAGAAGUACAACCAGAUGGAUGACCUGCUCUCUGAGUUCGACCUGCCCUGCGUCAUGGACUGCAAGAUGGGUGUCAGGUGAGUGUCGGACACUGGAUUGACACACUUUCAUAGGCAGGUGCAUCUCUGGGUUGAAGUUACAAUUAGGCACAGAUCUAAUCUCAGUUUACCCUGUGGAUAUCCUAAACUAAAGUCUUAGGGGGUUAAAUGAAAAUCGGACUUUGUUUUUACUAGCAACCUAGACGGCAUGGUAACUCUCAGAUCUCUUUGUUCCAGUUUCACAGGUUAGGGUAAGGUCCAAUAUUUAAUCAGGCAGACAUCCAUUAGGCCUAAGGUCUAGGAGUGACCAUCACCCUCCCCAUACAGUGAAGAGAUCGUCCUGUAGCUAGCAGACAGCCAGCUGGCCCCUCUCUCACACCAUGACUUAAAUCAGCUUGUGGGGAAAGUGUUUUGAACCCAAUUCCAAUCCUUUGGGUUAAUUAUUGGGCUGCUGAACUCCACAUACGUGUUACAGUUGUCAAACUCUCCCUUGUUAAGUUUACAUCAGAUGUAUACCAGAUAUGGUUUAUAAUUGUUCUCUCCUGAGCCACUUUGAAAUGCUAUUAGUGACCAGUGAAAUAUUGUAAUCUCUUCCGAGCCACUUUAAACUGGGUGCUAACAGGUCAGGCCUGUUUUGAUACAGUAUCCUAUCCUCUAUUGCUGAAAUGAAUAGCCGUGUUGCACUCUCCCUGCUCUCUCCCUCUCCUCUCCUUUCCUCUCUAGCACAGCUGUGUUUGCUAAUGUGAACCUUCUCUGGAAGGGCACUGCAUUGCAGAGAUGGACAGAGUUAGAGAUAACCAGAUGGCCAGGAUAUUAGCAAAUUAUAAACCGGCCUGUCCAAACACAACAAUGUGGUGCAGCUCUAACAGACUAAAGCCUGGCCUGUUAUUGAGGUAGCUGGCUGCUGCAGCACGAAUCAGAAUUUGAAUCUACAAAGGAAAGGUUGAGAAAACAAAGGCGGGGAGAAGUACAGGGAUGAACUGAGGAAAAGGGAACCCCUCCUGUCUUCACUGCAAUAAAUCUUCUAAAGUAUAUUAUGUGAAGUAAAACAGUUGCUCUUCUUCUUCAUUCACAUGUUGGCUCCUGGGACAUGAUCAUUCACUAUAGCCAUGACAAUACUAUAACAGCUUUGUCAAACAAGAAUUAUCGUUAUUGUAUUGCACAAUGUGGCACAAUAUAUUGUACAAUGAUAGUAUUCUAAGAUGUAGAGUACAAUUAUCCUUUAAUUGUCCCAUAAAAGGAAAUACAUUUUGUUGCUGGACUUGUAACACCAUAAAACCAGAAAAUCUUAUUUAACAAGUCAGUAUCAAACAGACAUGAGUGAGUAAUCUCUCUUUUGCUUCUCUGUCCACCAAAGGACAUACCUGGAGGAGGAGCUGACCAAGGCCCGUAAAAAGCCCAGUCUGAGGAAGGACAUGUACCAAAAGAUGGUGGAGGUGGACCCCCUGGCACCCACGCCAGAGGAGCAGGAGCAGCAGGCGGUCACCAAGCCCCGCUACAUGCAGUGGAGAGAGACCAUCAGCUCCACCGGUACACUGGGCUUCCGCAUCGAGGGCAUCAAGGUGAGCCAGGGGGACCGUUGAACUUCUGUUUGAAUGGACACUUCUAUGCACCAUGAUAUACAGUAGAGUGAUGCAUUGUAACGUUUACAUUUCAGUCAUUUAGCAGACGCUCUUAUCCAAAGCAACUUAUAGGAACAAUUAGGGUUAAGUGCCUUGGUCAAGGGCACAUCGACAGAUUUCUCACCUUGUCACUCAGGUAUUCGAACCAGCGACCUUUUGGUUACUGGCCCCACGCUCUUAACCGCUAGGCUACCUGCCAUCAUACUCUCUAAAACCCACUUAACAGUCCAUUAUUGGGAAAAUUAAACACUAUAGGGAAGAUGACAAAAUCUUGCAUAUGCCAGUCUGUACAUUCGGUAGUUACUAGUUGAAAUGAUAAACGGUAAAAAAAAAAAAAAAAAAAUCUAAAUCUAUCCAUAAGGAAAAAAGUAAUAAUGCGAAAUCGAGAGUGUAAUUCCACUUGUAAGGGCUGACCGUGAUGGUCCUGCUUGGUUUGCAUACAGACAUACCCUGCAGUCGCCCCUUAAUAGCAUUCCUCAUACUAAGGGUUGCCAGGGCCAACAGGAGGGGAUCCCUUCUCUUUAGUCUUAGUGUGUAUAGGCUGUGUUUAAUGUUUUUGUCACACAUAGGGCCUGCUUGUGACACCUCUAUUGACAGUAACAUCAGUUGCUGAAGCACCCCCUUCACUCCCACACACCAUCAGUCUCCUCCAAGCUGACACUAAUAGAUUCAGUGCAGCAGCAGCAGACAGACAGACAGACAGACAUUUGGUCUGAUCGUGUGAUUCUGCCUGGGUAAAGCUAAGCAUACUAACAAUCUUAUUUGUAAAAAGCUGGGAGCAACAACAACAAAAAAGAGCAUUCCUGCAGCAUAUCCUUCCUAGGCAGUUAGACUACACGAGGGUAGUCUAAUUCCUCCUAAAGCCAAGAGGGAGACAUCCUGGCCAUGUUUGGGCCGUAACACCGUCUUCCAGAAUCUGUCUCCUCUAAUGAGGGCCUGUGGUUUGACUCUGGAGGGCUAAAGACAGAUGUGCUGGAUGAAUAGUUCAGACUGGACCGACAGCGUAGGGAGCAGCAGCAGGGCUGUCCGGAGUUUUCCACUCCAGCCAUGUCCAUAGAUGGCUGCGCCCCGCGGGGCUCCGCUGGCUCUCUCUGUUGUCAUGACAUCAGGGGUUGCCCUCGGAGACUGUGUGUGGAAUCAAAAGGCUCUCUGAGUUUUUAGAGAGCACACAGCUGCUGUUGUCUCUGUUAGGCCCCAGCUCAAUGCCAAUAUUUUUGCCUGCCUGCAUAUUUACAUUUGGCAGACGCUCUGAUCCACAGUUACAGUUAGUGCAUUCAUGUUAAGAUAUUCAUCUUAAGCUAGGUGAGACAACCACAUACACUAUAUAUACAAAAGUAUGUGGACACCCACUCAAAUUAGCUGAUUCAGCUAUUUCAGCCACACCCGUUGCUGACAGGUAUAUCAAAUUGAGCACACAGCCAUGCAACCUCCAUAGACAAACAUUGGCAGUAGAAUGGCCCGUACUGAAGAGCUUAGUAACUUUCAACUUGGCACCGUCAAAGGAUGCCACCUUUCCAACAAGUCAGUUAGUCAAAUUUCUGCCCUGCUAGAGCUGCCCCGGUCAACUGUAAGUGCUGUUAUUGUGAAGUGGAAACGUCUAGGAGCAACAACAGCUCAGCCGCGAAGUGGUAGGCCACACAAGCUCACAGAAUGGGACCGCCGAGUGCUGAAGCGCCUAGCGCAUAACAUUUGUCUGUCCUUGGUUGCAACACUCACUACUAAGUUCCAAACUGCCUCUGGAAGCAAUGUCAAGCAUCGGCUGGAGUGCUGUAAAGCUCGCCACCAUUGGACUCUGGAGCAGUGGAAAAGCAUUCUUUGGAGUGAUGAAUCACGCUUCACCAUCUGGCAGUCCAACGGACAAAUCUGGGUUUGGCGGAUACCCGGAGAACGGUACCUGCCCGAAUGCAUUGUGCCAACUGUAAAGUUUGGUGGAGGAGGAAUACUGGUCUGGGGCUGUUUUUCAUGGUUCGGGCUAGGCCCCUUAGUUCCAGUGAAGGGAAAUCUUAACGUUACUGUAUACAAUGACAUUCUAGACGAUUCUGUGCUUCCAACUUUGUGGCAACAGCUUGGGGAAGGCCCUUUCCUAUUUCAGCAUGACAAUGCCCCCAUGCACAAAGCGAGGUCCAUACAGAAAUGGUUUGUCGAGAUCGGUGUGGAAGAACUUGACUGCCCUGCACAGAGCCCUGACCUCAACCCCAUCGAACACCUUUGGGAUGAAUUGGAACGCCGACUUCCAGCCAGGCCUAAUCGCCCAACAUCAGUGCCCGACCUCACUAAUGCUCUUGUGGCUGAAUGGAAGAAAGUCCCCUCAGCAAUGUUCCAAAAUCUAGUGCAACGCCUUUCCAGAAGAGAGGAGGCUGUUAUGGCAACAAAGGGGGGAUCAACUCCAUAUUAAUGCCCAUGAUUUUGGAAUGAGAUGUUUGACGAGCAGGUGUCCACAUACUUUUGGUCAUGUAGUGUAUCUACUGAGACAGUAAAGCACACCGUUGUGGUAGUGUUCGAAUAUGUCUACAUUAAGUAUGUGCUGACGUCCUCCUGUCUAAGCGAUAUGAUGCAAAACAUUGGGCUAUUUUCCUGUUUUGGUCACCUCUUUCAGCAGGGUUUUGCUGCGUAGAGAAAUACCUACAGUGUGUAGAAUAGUAUAGUAAGUUCCACGUUAUGGGUCUGACUUUUGAAGUUAUUUAGCCUCCCCUUGAAUGAUAGAGGCCAUUUCUAUAAAGCUAGCAGUGUGUGUCACAUAAUGUAGUUGUUGGAGGCCCCAUCCUGCUGAAACAUUCAGCUCUAAAUAUAUCUGCCUUUCUUUCUCUUUCCCUUUGCAGAAGGAAGACGGGACAGUAAACAGAGACUUUAAAAAGACCAGGAGCAGGGAGCAAGUGACAGAAGCAUUCACCGACUUUGUCAAAGGAAACCAGAACAUCCUGGUGAGUGUGUGUACAUGUGUGUGUGAGUCUCCCGGUGUGCGCGUGUGUGCCUCCGUCUGUGUGUGUGAGCCAGAGCCCCCUACCGCUGUGGCAGACCUCCCUUUGCCAUGGUCUAAAGGCCAAACUUCCCCCUCUCUAAUGGCCCAGGAAGUGAGCUAUGUGUGAUGUGGGCCUCCCAGGGUUCUGGAAACAUGGCUGGGAAAGGAAAGGGAAAAGGGGAUACCUAGUUAGUUGUACAACUGAAUGCAUUCAACUGAAAUGUGUCUUCCGCAUUUAACCCAACCCGAAACUAAACAAUCAAACAAGAUUUCCUCCAUUCCAUUCCACGUUGGUUUGUCAUGUGUUUAUCUGGCACCACUAGGCUCAAGCCAAGGCUGGCAAGCCCAGGCAAACACCCUCUAUCUGUCAUUGUGUGGUGGGCCUUGGCCCCACUGUUGUGUACUUAACUGUCACUCAUGUGUGGUCUUCAUCUCUCUCUCUACUGAGCUGAUCUGUUGGCCCAUAAGGUUUGCACUAUGGAGUUAUCAAAAUUCACUCAAUGGUCUGUUUAUGAGUAAUGUUGUCUAAUGAAUACAGAUUUAAAUUCAGUUCAAUUUUGGGGUAUUCCUAACGUAGUUUGCACAUUAAAUAACACACUUUCACUCCACCUAUAUCCUUUAUCCAGUAUAACAAUAGUUUAGUUGAUGUUUUUCUGUGUGGUUAAAAAUAGAGAAAACCUUGACCCUUGAAUGAAUGAAAGCUUUUAGAUCAGAUUUUCCCACGUCCCUGGGUAGAUUGAAUAAUACCUAUUUUGUUCUCGCCUGUCUGUUUUUAGAACUGUUAUCUGGACAGACUGAAGGAAAUCAGGAACACUCUGGAAAUAUCAACCUUCUUCAAGACCCAUGAGGUAAACAAAACUAUUUUUGUCCUCUGCUGGUAUUUUAUCUACAGUUGUAACAUUUACCGAAAUGGAAGCAUUUGAGAUCCACCCAUAUACCACUCAACUGAUACAGGAGGCUACAAUAUGUGCAGUGGAAAUACAUGAACAAUGGCAUCUACACAAACACCAACCAAUCACAGGACAUUGUUAUUCCAAACAGGAAGCAUAGUCAGGCUCAGGCACGUGAACAGAUAGGGCUCAACCAGUGCCCGAGCACAUGCCCUUUUGCCCUCCAAUGAAAAAGUACCCUUGCAGCUCAGUGGAUUUUAUGUAUUACUUUAAAACAUUUCGUUUUAAUUUUAAAUGGAACGAAAUGCACAUCAAACUGGCUAAAUUCAUAAGCUCUUGAAUCUCAUAAAAUGUCCCCCUCCCCCGCCCCAAGAGCGCACUCCUCUGACUUGCAUGCAGUGGCCACUGGCUGCGGGCGCUGGGCAGGGAGACUUGAAUACUGGUAGGAGGCUACUUUUGAGUUGGAUCAGUCAUAUGUGUCUCUCACUGUUAGAGACAAAGAAUGGGGCAUUUCCACUGCUUCUUAGUAAGAGGCAGAUGUCAGCAGCAGAACAAACUCAAAUCAAGUAAAAACAAGUUUGUUUCAACAGCAUAGCUAACUAUUACAUCAUCAUUCGCUCUGAUCAGCUGAUAGACACCCGAUGUCAAUCAUCUAGGCCUAGGAGUCACUGGCAUUAGCUUGCUUACAAUAUGUGAUGAUGGCUGUUGUUGCAGAUAGGCCCAUAAAUUGUUGGCCCGCCCCCCCCAAAGUUCUUGUGCACGGCCCUGGCCAGGCUCCUGAAGGUGCUGUGGCGUUUCAGAGGAAAGGUUGAGACACAGGCCCUAGAACAAACCUCUUUGGAAUAACCUAUGUCCUGCUGUUUAGCUGGAGUCAGAUACAGGCUGUGUAUGUUAACUCCUCAGAUAUACCUACUGUAUGUGACACCAGUGGGUCUUUGUAGUGACAUUUGACCUAAACUCAGGAAUAGCUGAUGAAUAAGAUUAUUUGGACUCACAUUUACGUCAACCAUCUGUCCAGACAUACUGUAGUAAGACCAUAGAGAUGUAUAGAGAUCGCAAUGUUGUAUCUGUGCCAUUAUGGUAGUCAAUUUCUUUUGAUGUUUGAAGAAAAAAAAGUGUAAAGCUAAUAUUGGUGACUUACUGCCACCUGCAGUGCUGGAGUCUUGAACCAAUACAAUAAUCUGGAUUGUACUGGUAUGUACAGGAUAAUGUUUUUACCUACCCAAUGCCUUAAUGAUUCUUUAACUACAGAAAGCAUAGGAUCAUUAGAUCAAAUAAGUUUCUGAACCUCCAAGUCAUAGGGUAAAGUUUAACAGUAAAUGAAUGUGUACAGUGUACUUUGAAGGAUGUUGAUUUAAUGGGCAGUUAUUUACUCAAUGCCGAUAACAAUCUUUACAUGAUUAUAUAUGGCGAUAUAGACCAUACAAAAUGCUUCAUUAGGCUUCUCCCUUUUUAUUCUUAGAUGGCUACCAUACACACGUUUUCAUCCUAUUGGUUCAGGUCUGCUGCUAGUUUGUGUAUUUGAUAGAGCUUUGUGCUGCCAGAGAUCUCAGUGUGUUGAGGACUAAGAGGGAUCCAUCUCUCCCCCUUCCCCAGGUGAUUGGCAGCUCACUGCUGUUCGUCCAUGACAAGCGGGAACAGGCCAAGGUGUGGAUGAUAGACUUUGGGAAGACCACCCCUCUGCCUGAUGGACAGGUCCUGAGUCACAGAGCCACCUGGGAGGAGGGCAACCGUGAGGACGGCUACCUCUAUGGCCUGGACCACCUUAUAGACAUUCUCACCCAAAUGGUGGUGACCUCAGAGCCAGGGCCAGACCCACUCUGAGAGGACCGUCCUGUCACCUCUGUCAACCUCGACCCUACCCCACUGGCAGGACCACCACCUCGCACUACAGUGACGCCUCUGGUGUCCCCAAAAAGCUAUCCUUCUCUCCCUCCCUCCCUUAUUCCCUCUCUUCCCUGGCCCCAGAAAACAAACUGUAACCACACAAGUGAAAUGUGAUCACUGUUUUGUGUAAACUUGUAGAUUCUGUACAUACUGCUGUACAGUGUGUUUCUGUUCUGAUGAGACCAUGGGUUAGGUUAGGUUCUUUCUCUGCAGCUAGUCUCGUGACAAGCCUUCUUGAGAUUUGAGUUGGUUUUGUUUUAUGAGAGUUAUUUUAUAACAUUGUAGAGCACUUCUUACUUUCAUAGAGGAUUACAUUUAUUAUGUGUUAAAACUUAUAUGGUGCUUGGCCUUGUGGUGAAAGAGAGACAAUUGAAAUAGUUAUAUUCAGCAGUCGGGCACUUCCUGUGUUUUUAAACUAACAUAUAAUUUAACAUUUACAGAAAAUGUCAAGGGUCAAUAUUACCCUUUUUAGCUGAUAGGAUUGCCAUAAUCCAUGUCCUUCAUAUAAUUUUAUUUGUGAUACCCCCUUGCAGAAUUCUCCAAUGUUUAUUAUUAGUUUGUAUCUCAUUAUGUUACAAAAGCUAUUGUAAUAGUGUACUUGAGACUGUGUGAUGUGAUGUGCCUAUCUAUAUUAAUUUCAGUGCCUUCAGAGUGAAAGUAGAGAAGGUGGCAUAAGUAGAUUGCACUCCGUUAUGCACUUAGAACCUAUUUUAUUAAGGCUAAUGUUGACAUUCCUGUAAUCAACCAUUGAGGAGUGACUAUGAGUUCAGAGGUCAAUGUACAUGAAGCAGAGGGAGUGGGCGACUGCCUGGUCUCUAACAGGAAGUGGCCCUUAAACAAGUGAGAAUGAGUUUGCGUUCUAAAUAUUCCAAGUUCUUCAGCCUUUCAGAACACCUAAAAAGACCAGGUUUUAUUCUCGUAUUGUCAUGAUUCCCUUAGUCAGAGGUGGCAUCACCUGUGAUACUCUGUCAUUAAUGUAUAUCAAUCAAUCAAUCAAUCAAUC